This is a messenger RNA of Leptosomus discolor (cuckoo roller), 1048 nucleotides long. Lineage: Eukaryota; Metazoa; Chordata; Aves; Leptosomiformes; Leptosomidae. The record is from RefSeq and is a predicted model, not a curated record.
ACGGGCAGCGCAGCUUCGGGGAGAACUACGUUCAAGAGUUGCUAGAAAAGGCAUCAGACUCCAGAAUUCUGUCCUCCUGUCCGGAGAUUAAGUGGCAUUUUAUUGGCCAUCUGCAGAAAAGUAAUGUCAACAAGUUGAUCGCUGUCCCCAACCUGUUCAUGUUGGAAACAGUGGACUCCGUGAAACUGGCCGACAGAGUCAACAGCUCAUGGCAGAAAAAAGGGUCGUCUCAGAAGCUGAAGGUCAUGGUGCAAGUUAACACGAGCGGAGAAGACAGUAAGCAUGGCCUUCCUCCCGGAGACACCGCGGCUGCCGUGGAGCACGUCAUCAGCAAGUGUCCAAGCCUGGAAUUCGUGGGGCUGAUGACGAUCGGCAGCAUCGGGCACGACCUUAGUAAGGGCCCAAAUCCUGACUUCCAGAUGCUGCUGUCUCUGCGGCAGGAAGUGUGUGAAAAGCUCAACCUCCCCCUUGAGAAGGUGGAGCUGAGCAUGGGCAUGUCCACAGACUUCCAGCACGCGAUCGAGGUUGGAUCUACGAACGUCAGGAUUGGAAGCACUAUAUUUGGAGAGCGAGAUUAUUCCAACAAAGCAGUUGGUGGCAAGGCCCCUGCUGAAACUAAAGGUGAAACGGAGACCGUGACAGUGCAGGGUCAUUAGAUGGGGAAAAAAUGGCCUCGACAGAGGACAGAUGAUGGGAGACCUCGCUAUGCAUUCUUACCUCCCUCCGUGUUGGCACCCGAUCGCGAUGGUGAGAGGGAAUUCCUCGAAACAGAACAGAGGCCAGAAAUGCCUCAUAAUUCAUUGUGAUUCUAGAGCACCCAUAGAAACUGGAAACUUUGAUAACCAACAAAUGAUAACGAAAAUUUGUGGCUGAAAGUGACUGUGGUGUCUUGGCACCUUCGGGGUCGCUAAGAACAGUGACUUUUGGGUUGAACAGACUGCAUACUUGUCAGGCUGGAGUUGCUAAUGAGCAAGAUGUCUCUGCAGUGCUGUCGGCGAUUGUGUUUUCACUGAGGACUAAAUUCUUCAUUAAUCGAGUUCUAAUCCUG